This is a messenger RNA of Mangifera indica (mango), 1329 nucleotides long. RefSeq lists its product as uncharacterized. The record is from RefSeq and is a predicted model, not a curated record. Lineage: Eukaryota; Viridiplantae; Streptophyta; Magnoliopsida; Sapindales; Anacardiaceae. Bases 166 to 1074 code for a protein of 302 amino acids. The transcript has 9 exons. Gene Ontology annotation, cellular component: chloroplast.
CUAAUCGAUCGGCUUUCAGGAUCCUACACACCACAGGGAUGUAUAAGGAAUUGCACAAGUUUGUUUAUCCGUAGAAUUAUCUUCUUUAGCGGGAAUGAAAACCAACGGUUGGCUGAUAUGAAGCAAUACUAGUAGACGGGUAGUGAAGCUGAAAGGCUGUUAUCAAUGGCGGGGGCUGCUCUUUCUUUAACUCCUUUCUUCAAAUCAUCACUGAUUUCUUCUCUUUCUCAUAAUUCACGUAACCCCACUGCACCUUUCAUUUUAAACUUCGGAAAAAGGCUUCUUUUUCGUUGCUCCUCCAAGAAAAAGAUCAGCUUUGUUGAUCAAAUUCUAGACUACAUUGAAGGGGGUCCAAAGUUGAGGAAAUGGUAUGGGGCGCCUGAUCUUCUCCCAAAAGAUGGAUCUCUUAAGGAAGAUGAAGCCGAAGAUGACUAUCCAGAUGAAGAAAGGAAUUAUAUUCUGGUAACAGAUGGAGAUAGUGAAAUCGGUCAGAUGCUGAUACUCUCAUUGAUUGUGAAACGGACUCCAAUCAAGGCACUGGUGAAGGAUAAGCGAAGUGCCAUGGAAUCCUUUGGAACUUAUGUUGAGUCAUUGGUCGGAGACACAAGCAACAAAACCUUCCUCAAGAAAGCUCUCAGAGGCGUUCGCACAAUCAUUUGUCCAAGUGAAGGUUUUCUAUCAAAAGUGGAGAGCUUAAAAGGAGUAAAGCAUGUAAUUCUCCUAUCUCAGUUAUCUGCUUAUAGAGGUAGCAGUGGCAUUCAAGCUCUCAUGAGAGGAAAUGCAAGAAAAUUAGCGGAGCAAGAUGAGUCUAGCCUUAAGGCCUCAGGAAUUCCUUACACUAUCAUAAGGGUUGGCAUGUUGGAAAACACUCCAGGUGGAAAGCAAGGUUUCAGAUUUGAAGAGGGUUGCGCUGCAACGGGAACCCUUAGCAAGGAGGACGCUGCCCUUAUUUGUGUGGAAGCACUUAAUGCAAUCCCACAAUCAGGAUUAACAUUUGAGGUGGUUAACGGAGAGGAAAAGGUUUCAGAUUGGAAACAGUGUUUGACUAGAUUGAUGGAAAAAGCACAACAGUAACUUCCAAAUAAUGCCUAAACAAUGCACAUAAUUUUGUCAGUUGGCAUCCAUUUAUUUUGAUUUUUCAGUGUUGACAUUUCCCAUAAAUUGGUCUACAAGAGGAAGAAAGGAUGUGCUUAUUUGUUUCUUGACACAGAAUCUGCCUAUAUGUUGCUACAAUGAAAUGGUUUGUAACUUUCUCUAUGGACCAAGUGAAUUUCAAGCCUUCUUGUUAUCACUUUUGGAGUCAAAUAAAUAUCUGUAAUUUUGCUAUCA